GGGCAGUGGGUGUGAAGGGGCGGGCCCAGACCGCUCUGCACUCGGGUUUUUCUCCGCUUCUGCGAGCUCCCUCAUUGCAUCAUCUUCAGUCAGUGACCGCAGUGAAAGGCUGGGCGCGGCGCGAUCCACUCAGGCCGGGGCUCUAGUUCGGUCUCCCGCGUCUGUCCUGGCCCUUCCCACACCUGCUCCAGCGCCAAAGCCGGGGGACCCCAGCGGGCGGACUCCGAGAACCUGCUAGGCACAGCUAGCGGACCUCGCCUGCUCCACGGGAUCCAUUCAUUGAGAGCCGAGUCUUUUCCCGGAGCGCGAGUCGCCCGCCUUCUCCAGCUCGAAGCCGCGGACAGCGCCAUGGAGAAAAGCAGUGAGACCAACGGCUACCUAGACAGCGCCCAGGAGGGGCCUGCAGCGGGGCCUGGCGAGCCCGGGACCACUGCUGGACGCGCGGGGCGCUGCGCCGGCUUCCUGCGGCGCCACGGGCUUGUGCUGCUCACGGUGUCCGGGGUGGUGGCGGGUGCCGGCCUGGGCGCGGCGUUGCGUGGACUCAAGCUGAAUCGCACACAGGUCACCUACCUGGCCUUUCCGGGCGAGAUGCUGCUCCGCAUGCUGCGUAUGAUCAUCCUGCCGCUGGUGGUCUGCAGCCUGGUGUCGGGCGCCGCCUCCCUCGACGCCAGCUCUCUCGGGCGCCUGGGCGGCAUCGCCAUCGCCUACUUCGGCCUCACCACGCUAGGAGCCUCGGCUCUCGCGGUCGCUUUGGCGUUCAUCAUCAAACCUGGAUCUGGCGCUCAGACCCUUCAGUCCAGCGACCUGGGUCUGGAGGAUUCGGGGCCCCCACCGGUCCCCAAAGAGACAGUGGACUCCUUCCUUGACCUGACCAGAAACCUGUUUCCUUCAAAUCUUGUGGUUGCAGCUUUCCGGACGUAUGCAACUGACUACAGAGAGGUGAUCCACAACACAAGCGCUGGAAACGUGACCAUUGAAAAAAUCCCCGUUGGCACCGAAAUUGAAGGGAUGAACAUUUUAGGAUUGGUCCUUUUUGCCCUGGUGUUAGGAGUGGCCCUGAAGAAACUCGGCUCCGAAGGAGAAGAGCUCAUUCGCUUCUUCAACGCCUUCAAUGAGGCGACCAUGGUGCUGGUGUCGUGGAUUAUGUGGUAUGUACCUGUGGGCAUCAUGUUCCUGGUUGGAAGCAAGAUUGUCGAAAUGAAGGACAUCAUCAUGCUGGUGACCAGCCUGGGGAAAUACAUCUUCACGUCUAUAUUGGGCCAUUUUAUUCAUGGAGGAAUUGUUCUGCCACUUAUUUAUUUUGUCUUUACGAGAAAAAACCCAUUUAGGUUCCUCCUGGGCCUCCUCACGCCAUUUGCAACAGCGUUUGCCACCUGCUCCAGCUCAGCAACCCUUCCCUCUAUGAUGAAGUGCAUUGAAGAAAACAAUGGUGUAGACAAGAGGAUCAGCCGGUUCAUUCUCCCCAUCGGGGCCACUGUGAACAUGGAUGGCGCAGCCAUCUUCCAGUGUGUGGCUGCAGUGUUCAUUGCCCAGCUCAACAACGUGGAGCUGAGAGCUGGACAGAUUUUCACCAUUCUAGUGACUGCCACGGCAUCCAGUGUUGGAGCAGCAGGUGUGCCCGCUGGAGGGGUCCUCACCAUCGCCAUUAUCCUGGAGGCCAUCGGGCUGCCCACUCAUGACCUCUCCCUGAUCCUGGCUGUGGACUGGAUUGUGGACCGCACCACCACCGUGGUGAACGUGGAGGGCGAUGCCCUGGGUGCGGGCAUCCUCCAUCACCUGAAUCAGAAGGCGAUGAAGAGAGGGGAGCAGGAGCUGAGCGAGGUCAAAGUGGAGGCCAUCCCUAACUGCAAGUCGGAGGAGGAGACGUCGCCCCUGGUGACACACCCAAACCCUGCCGGCCCAGCAGCCAGCACCCCAGAGUCUAAGGAGUCGGUUCUGUGAUGGGGCUGGGCUUCCAGCUCACCCACCGGGGGUGCCCACCCCAUCAGUCUGGCCACCUGGCCCUGGCACCGCCCUCACUGACUUUUUGCCUCCCGAGCAAUGCAUUGGCCCAGCCACCGGUUUGGCGGUUACUUCUUGGCACAGACAUUGGGGUUCCGGACCAAGACACUCAGACAUCUGACACUCGACCAUGACAGGUCAAGUGUGCGCACCCCGGCUCUGUCUGGAAACAGACCCUCGAGCUGCCAGGGUGGGGAGUUACAGGCUCACAGAGACCUGGCAGUUAAAGCUUGGAAGAUGCACAUGUUAUUGCAUUGCACCCAGGAAAGUUCAGCAUUUGGAUACUUCCUGGACAGACCUGGGCGGGUGGCAGUCAUCUGUCACCUUGUGAGCCAGAAUAAUUGGAAAAAUUCCCAAAUUCGUAUUCUUGGCUGGAAUUCUCUGAGCUGGGACUCAGGUGUUAAAGAGUCUCUGACUAGGCGUGGCUGGCUUCUGGGUCACUGGGCUGGAGGCGUUGUGUGCCCAUCAAGUUAGAAAUACUCCAUGGUGUUAGCACUGCUGGUAUCUCUGGUUAGCGGCAUUAAGUAAACAAGUACAUUCUGAAGUCAAAGAAAGGAGGGGGAGUGCAGCCUGCAGGGGAAAGGGAAGCAGCCCGACAGGUAAGGACACACACUCACACACACACACACACACACUCACACACACGAAUAUUAAUGUCCCCAAUCUGGCCCCAGCCCUGGGAAGUUUUCUGCUUUCGUGACCUGGACCUCUGCCAACACUGUGGCUUUAACCACCUCCACUCUGAUUUGGCAACAGGCCACAGAGGGGCCUCUGCCUCUGGGGAGGUGUGAUAUGAUCAUUACAUUCAGGACCCUGACUGGUUUAGCAAUAGAUUUCAAUCCAACUAGACCCUCCCUUAAAGCAAAACAAAUUUUUUUUUUUUUUAAAUACUACAAACCCACCCUUCACUGGGGUGAAGCCAGAUGUCCUGGCUUUGGCUGAUUUGGAUAAGCUUGGUUUCCCUUUCCUCCAGUACAUCAGAGUUUAAAAUUAUCAGCCAAAUGGUCUACCUGAUACCUACUGACUCAGGUUGAACCUUGGAGAGGGGGCUUUAUAGACAGAACCAGUGUUGCCAGGGGCAGGGAAGGAAGACCUAAAAGGCACAAGACUGCUGUUUCGCUGUAGUUGGUGUGUAUGUGUGGGGUGACCUACAGCAAGUCCUGGGGCCUCACUUUACCCCAUCAGUAAAAUGGGGCUGAUGUCACCUGCCUUUUACCUACCUCAGAGGAAUCUGGUGAGGCAAACUGAGUGAAUUUGUGGAAAAUGACCAUUUCACAUCUUGGCUAUUAAGUGCUAACACUUAACCCCGUACCUUCCUCACUGUUACCUAAGUGAUACCUAAGUUCUCCAGGAGGCUCCUUCUCCCAGGGAGGACAGCUUUUAUGAGCAGGGCUUUGUUUUGUGUGCAGGAGCAACUGUUGUCAUGUCACUUGUCCUCUAGGCAGUUUCUUGUGAGCAUCAAAUGCAUCCUCUUCCUGUUGUCCUUCAUCUUUUUGUAAAUUAACCUCCCAGACCACUUGUGGGUCCCUGGCCUCCCAGUGACUCCCAGACCCAGGCACGUUUCUGCCACCACACGCUGGCCAUUAUUCAAGCUCCCAAACUUUCAGCCUUGCUCAUUCCCCUGUUUUUUCUGUUGCUAUCACCCAGGCCCUGCAGAAGGGGAGCACACCAUUAUGAUGCAUGUCCCAUCACAGCUCGAAUAGGGGGAGGGACAGAGACAGUGAAGCUCCCCUAUUUUAAGAUUAUGGGGCAUGGGCCUGAGCAUAAGUGGUGGGGAAUAGCCAAGGGGCACAGGGAAGACCCAGCCAGUGGGCAGGCCCUGCUCUCUCUAGCCCUCUUUAAAACAAGCUAAGCCACUCCUGUGAAGCAGGAGUGCAGUACACGGAAGCCUUUACCCUCUGGCUUGUUGUUGAUGCCUUCUGUUUUUGAAGGAGAAAUAAUCAUAUGGCUAGAUUCCAGACUGCAAGUGAACAUUCAUUAUUUUUCAGGCUUUGCUAGAUCUUAUUUUUCCCUCUUCCACAUCUAUGUAACUAUGUGUGUACACACAUAUGUGUAGCAUGUGGGGGGUAUACAUGUGUUUAGCAUCUAUAUCUACAUGUGUGUUUGUGCAUUUUAGCUCCAGUCCAAACAAGUUUGAAUUUUUGGACAGAGAUGAAUUAACUGCAAGUUGUGUGGCUUUGGCAUCCUGAUUUUCCUGUUUCUAAAGCUGAAUUUCACAAAACAUGGACAGUCUGACCCAGGGGCUGCACACACUUUCUCCAGGACCUGGCAGUGCAGUGUGGGGAGCACGUGGCCUAGGGAAGGGUGCUUCCAUGUAAAACCCCUAUGAUGAUCGCUCCCCUCUCCCUGGUUUCUCCGUUUUUCUGUCCGAAAGAGGAAUCAGACUGGGGGUGACCCAGCUGGGGGAACAUGCCACCCUCUCAUUGUCUGAUGAUGUGUCCCCUGCUCUAACAUGUUGUAAUGCUGUUCAUCUCUGUUUUCAAUAUGUGACACUUGCCUUAAAACAUAGCAGUCUUCAAAAUGAAUACAGCAUUUCUACUAGAA
Molecule: messenger RNA, 4545 nt
Organism: Odocoileus virginianus texanus
Lineage: Eukaryota; Metazoa; Chordata; Mammalia; Artiodactyla; Cervidae
Gene: SLC1A4
Product: solute carrier family 1 member 4
Biological process (GO): L-serine transport; L-glutamate transmembrane transport
Cellular component (GO): plasma membrane
Molecular function (GO): L-alanine transmembrane transporter activity; symporter activity; L-threonine transmembrane transporter activity
Source: RefSeq, a predicted model, not a curated record